GCUCAAUAGUAGACAUCUCUCAAGUCUCUCUUGAAGGCAGGACUUUGCAGGGUAGGUCUGCGGCGUAUGUAUCAUUAAUACCUUAUGCUUUUGAUUGAUGCGAUGCUAAACAAACAUGGGUUGAUUUCCGCCCACGGUCCCUCUGUUUCGUCCGAGGUUUGUAAUCAGCCCUUACAAACUACUUGCAGUGGGAUAACAGACCGAUAGGCGCCUAUUCCCCUCUUUCUUUCAGCUACCUAGGUCCUCUGCGUCAAAACUGCCUUCUCACAAACCCAUCUCACCUUGACCUUGGCCCACUUUCACAACUGUCAGAAGCUUGAACACUGGUAGCUCCGAAGGCAUAAAGAGCAUCUGUCGCUCUUUUUACCGGCGUGCAAGGCCUCGCACCACGCUCACUCAAAUGUCUCCUACCGAAAAAGCAUGCCUCCUUGCUUCACUUAUCUCUUCAACGCUAACCUGCCCGCAGAGCACUCCAGAAGCCAGAAUGCCGAAAGAGUCGAAGCCAACCCCCCGACUGGCAGUCAGUGCUGCCAUUAACGGCGCAAGCGAAUGGCUAGCUACAUGUACGCCGACCAAGGUGGCAGCUACAUCGAGCACGGUGCACAUACACACAACGCCAAUCUUGAAAGAGCAACAGAAGGGACUGACUCUCCAACUGGGGCUUUCGCCAGAAACCCCUGAUGGUGGCCGCUUUGGCGAUGACCAGUGCACAAGCAAGCAUCCCUCCAUGCCUACGACUGCGCAAUCUGUUAUCGUUAGCUCAGCCCAUUCGGACAUUGGUGAUCAAUCCUCGGAUGACCAUAUACAUGAUGCGUCAAACGAAGCACAAAGUUUGCAACUCAAGGCGAAAUCCUCUACAGCUGCAUUCUCCCAUAAAGAUGAUCGGACUUUGUUUGGGCAAGACUCCAAGGGAAGUCCAGCAGAAUUGUCGUUGAACAGCGACAAUGGACACGAUGAGUGUUCUCUGAGAGCUGACGGACUUGAUUCAUGGGAGAGCGAUGGAUCUCAACCAAAGUCUGCACAUUUUGUACACGCAUGGCUCCAGGCGAUUCGCGUCUCGAAGUGCACUGAUCUCACUGCCAGGCUUAGCGACCCAGACAGGCAGCAUCAGGACAUCGACACCGAAUCAGGCGAAUUUCUUCAACCGUGUCAGCACCCCAGCACGGUGCCGUUCCCUGACUUGGAUGAGGAUGCUGGAAUGCAGUGGAAGCGCCAAAACAUGACACCGGCCCUUCACAUCAGAGAAGAUCUGGACCUCAGAAGAAGAGUGGCCUACCAGAAACAACAGAGAGAGAUUGACCAAGAAUGGGCACGACGCGAAGCUGAGCGCACCCCUUCUCCGACGUGGCCACAGUCAGACUAUCCUAUUCGGCCGGCUGUCAUCGGAGACAUGGCGAAGAUUGCAGAGAUCAUGACAAUGGAGAGCCAGGCUGAGAAGGCGCCCCAGAUCAUCGCAUCGGCUCCAAUCACUGCGGAGGACGUCCGCUACAUCUUCGACAGGAGCAUCAGCAAUUAUCGGCCUUUUGUUGUCGCUUUCCAGGAGGACGUCUUGCUGCAUCUCCACAGCUGGCCCAAGGGUAGCGAGAAGGCCCAUGAAGAAUAUGUCAAGUUUCGAGCUGCCCAGCCAUGCGAGGCCGAAAAGGUGGUAGGAUUUGCUUUCGUCGAUGAGGCUCGCGUAGGCUUUUUGCAAACAGCAUGCCCUGGGUCCCGCCACUCGGGUCAGAUUCGUGUCGUGGUGCACCCAGAAUAUCGCCGUCAGAAGAUUGGCCAGAGCUUGCUGGACUGUGUCCUGACGCGGAUCAUCACAGGGUACCAGAGCCAAAUCGACUACAAGUGGGAGUGUGCGGAUGAGAUGUCCAUCUAUUCGCGGAUGCGGAACUUCAACGUCCGCGACUAUGCCCACCUCUUUGUGGAAGUACUUGUGCAACGCGGGGAGAAGGCAGAUGGUGCCUGGCAGUCUGGGCUGCUGGAGAAGCUCGACUUUGAACAGGUCGCUCACCUCGACAUGGCUGUACGAACCGACCGUGGGAGCGACAGUGCCUGGCUCGAUCUGCAGCUGUGGCAGUUGAAUACGGGUGUAGUUGUGCGCGACAAGGCUCCUGGGGCUUAUUUGGAAGAUGUGUGAUCGCCUGUACGAUGGGGGUUGGAGGGUUGGACGUGGUGGGAAGAGUACAUGUAUGUACGCUGAUCCGUGUGAGACUAUGGAAAAUACACCCUAGGGGUUAUUGUUUGAGAUUUCUGAACAAUUGAAAACACUUGGCUCUUGACAGUCGUGCCACCUUCUAAUUCAAAACGAGUCCCCACACCCAAUACCUUGU
Emericellopsis atlantica is the source of this 2318-nucleotide messenger RNA. RefSeq lists its product as uncharacterized. Gene Ontology annotation, molecular function: acyltransferase activity, transferring groups other than amino-acyl groups. NCBI's taxonomy places the organism in Eukaryota, Fungi, Ascomycota, Sordariomycetes, Hypocreales, Bionectriaceae. The coding region runs from base 401 to 2125 and encodes 574 amino acids. The transcript has 2 exons. The record is from RefSeq and is a predicted model, not a curated record.